AUGAUCCUGUUAUGGGUUACACUGCUUGUUCUUCAUCAAGGAUAUACGUUGGUUCCAGUGACCACUGUUCAACUUGGUGAAUCUGCGACUUUCACGUGUGUUUUGCCUAAAGAAGAGUUGAACAGUGUAAUACUCCACUGGUACAAGCAGCGUGCCGGGGAUACUCUGAAAUUAAUUAUGACGCUGUUGAAAUCUGCAAAACCUGAGUAUGCACCAGAGUUUGAAUCUGAAUCAAGAUUCAAGGUAAAUACUGAUAAGAAUAUCAGCAACCUGACCAUUUUGAGGACAAUUCAAGAGGAUGAGGGAAUGUAUCACUGUGCAAUAACAGAUUGGACUGUUCCUGAAUGGAGUGGGACAUAUCUGUUAGUAAGAGGAAACACUCAAAGGACAUUAAACUAUACUGUCAUUCAGGGAAAGACAGUAUCUAAUCCAGACCGUCCAGGAGACUCGAUGACUCUCCAGUGUUCAGUCCUUUCUGACUACGACCACAAGACGUGUCCAGGAGAUCACAGUGUGUACUGGUUCAGAGCUGGAUCAGAUAAAUCUCAUCCAGAUAUCAUCUACACGGAUGAAAAUGGACAUGAUGAAUGUGACAAGAGAUCUGACUCACAGAAAAGCUGUGUUUAUCGCUUCUCUAAGAACGUCAGCUCCUCUGAUGCAGGGACUUACUACUGUGCUGUGGCCGCAUGUGGAGAGAUAUUUUUGGGAGAAGGAACUAAAUUGGAAAUUGCUCAAACAACACAUUGGGUAUUCAUUGCAAUGGCGAUAUUAAUUGUCUGCUUGGUCAUUUCUGUUGUUGGAAUUGUUGUCCUCAUCUGCAAACAAAAAGUACACGAACAAUAUGAAGGAAUGAAAAGUGCUGUUUCAGUAGCACAACAUGACAACCUGUACCAACCAGAACAUGACAUUACUGAAGCUGAGGACAAAUUGAACUAUGCUGCACUGAAUUUCUCAGAGAAAAAAACAAGAGGAAGAAAGAAGAGAGAGAUUGCUGAGGACAGUCUGUACUCUAAAGUUAAAUGUUGAUGUGUUUAUUAUGUUAAUCAUUUAAUCAAUAUGUGGUUGCAUUUGUUUUUUGUUUUUUCA
This is a messenger RNA of Micropterus dolomieu (smallmouth bass), 1086 nucleotides long. RefSeq lists its product as uncharacterized. The transcript has 6 exons. Lineage: Eukaryota; Metazoa; Chordata; Actinopteri; Centrarchiformes; Centrarchidae. The record is from RefSeq and is a predicted model, not a curated record. Gene Ontology annotation, biological process: response to bacterium. Bases 1 to 1026 code for a protein of 341 amino acids.